Messenger RNA from Laetiporus sulphureus 93-53, 3857 nucleotides. RefSeq lists its product as uncharacterized. NCBI's taxonomy places the organism in Eukaryota, Fungi, Basidiomycota, Agaricomycetes, Polyporales, Laetiporaceae. Gene Ontology annotation, biological process: protein targeting to vacuole; endosomal vesicle fusion. The record is from RefSeq and is a predicted model, not a curated record. The transcript is spliced from 4 exons. Gene Ontology annotation, molecular function: protein binding. The annotation marks the transcript as partial. Gene Ontology annotation, cellular component: late endosome; HOPS complex.
UUAUGGUCUUCGACUUCAAACAGCAUUUGAAGUGCAUCUGCGGCUUUGAUAACUCAGAUAGAGCGAUCGGACCGGUUACAGCUGUGGCUCUAUCAUUCGAUCAUAUGUUCGUAGCCUCGGGCCACGCGUCGGGACAUAUACAGCUGUUUGACUUGAAGACUCCUAAGGCCCCAGUCCGUUUCGUUGUCCCUACGACACUUGACGCUGUGGCAUCUGGGCGGCAAGAAGGGCACUUGGCUGGCUCCAGGAUAGUCAGUGUCGGGUUCAUCGCCGGGAGACAUACUGCCCUCGUUUCAGCCGAUGACAGCGGCCUUGCCUUCUACCAUAGCUUGGGCAAGGUCUUCUUCAUGGAUGCCUCGGAUACACUGCGACUGUUGGGAAAGUAUCCUGAUGAGGAGCUGCCGACUGCAUCGACCUCGCAUCACUUCCGCCGUCGAAAGACACGCAAAGCCAGUACUAUCCUAGCAACGGGACCUCUUCCGCUUGGCACAGCAUCACAUCCGACCGAUCAAUACAACCUGGUCGCGCUUCUCACGCCAAUCAAGCUCGUAAUCGUCGGGCUGAAGCCAUCGCCCAGAACUUGGUACCGAUGUCAUAGGGAAUCGGACGAUGUCAGCAUUAAAUCUAGAUUCAAGGGUACCCUCGCGUGGUAUCCAAGCAUCGUAAAGGAUGACGGCUCCUAUGCGGAGAUAAACGACAAGAAGGCUAAAGCCAAAUGCUCUACUCAAUCGUCAUCGACACCUAUGUUGAUAUAUUCUUGGGGCGAUACGCUGUAUCUCAUGCGCGUUUUCGAGUCCAAGGUUUCACAGCAAGUCCGCAACAAGCGGACAGGGAAGGUGGACACAGCCGAGGUCGGCAUAGUCACUUUCGAAGAAGCCGGGAAAUGGACAGUAGACGGCGAUAUACUGGCAUUGCAAUGGCUGAAUGUCAAUCAAGUUAUUGUCCUUACUCUCACCAAUCUGGAGGUGUACGACGUUCGCUCAACGAAGCUGGUUGAGCGUGUUCCAUAUGACGCUUGGACUCUCGUCUCUCCGACGUUGAGCCACACAACGAACGGCAGUGUCUCAUACCCUGAUGCCGUGACCGAGGUGGCACAUAGCAUGCGAGUUUAUAAGGGCAAGAUUUUCAUGCUUGGUCAACACGAGCUCCAGGUCGGGACGCUGUUGACCUGGGCCGAUCGGAUUUUAGCGUUCGUCGAGAAGGGCGACUUCUUAAGUGCUAUCGAGUUGACUCGUGCAUAUUACGUCGGGGAGACUUCAAGCAACAAAAACGGGCUCCCAGAGUCGACGGAAAAACUCAAAGAUGUCGUUGGAGAGAAGAUGCGCGAGCUCAUGAGAGCCUCUGCUGAUUACGCCUUUUCGGAAGAUCGUAUGAUUGACGAGACCCAUGUCACUCUGGACGGACGCGGUGUGGAUCGGACCUCUCUAUUCGAAGGGCUGGUCAGGACAUGCGCACGAGCCUGCAUCGCACUGGACGACUACGAAUAUCUAUUUGAGGAUCUCUUCCAAUAUUAUGAUGACAACGGCAUCGCGCGGAUCUUUCUAUUGCAAUUGGAACCAUUCAUCCUGGAGAGGAAGAUCCAUCAAGUUCCUCCUCGUAUCACUCAAAGGCUCGUCGCCAUGCAUGAGGAGAACAACCAGCCUGAUUUUGUGGAACGUGUCAUCUGGCAUAUCGAUCCUGACUGUCUCGAUGUGAAUCAGGCGAUUACGCUCUGUCAGAAGCAUCAUCUCUACGACGCCUUGAUCUACGUCUACAAUCGAGCGCUGAAAGAUUACGUCUCGCCAUUGGUGGAACUCAUCGGUCUUGUGCGAAAGGUCCAACAAUAUCGAAAAACUCGACGCGAGGGAUCUCCAGUGCCUGUGAAUGCAGGUGACGAAGCUAUCGAGCCAGUAGUGCUGAAUGCAUACAAGGUGUAUUCCUAUCUUGCCGACGUUCUCACAGGGCUGGCUUAUCCAUCCGCGGAGCCACUUCCGGAAGAGGAGUCGCUGCAAGCGAAGAAAGAUGUGUACACAUUCCUGUUCAAUGGUCGAUCUAGUGUGCGGCCAAUAGAAAAUGGAGAAGAGUUGAUCCUAACAGCCGACGAGGAGAACGGUGUAGAGCCGACAUAUCCAUAUACCCGUCUGCUCCUCCGGUUUGACCCCGAGGCGUUUCUGCACACGCUUGAUCUGGCAUUUGAAGACGCGUUUUUCAACGAUAAAACACGAGCUGUUAAUCGACUCGUGAUCGUUAAGAUUCUAUUGGAGAUCUUGUCUUCGCCAGCUCUUCCUCACACUGAGUUCACUUUCAUUAACGUCUUCCUUGCACGGAACAUUCCCAAAUAUCCGCAGUUCAUCCAAAUCCCUCCUAGUGCUCUUCAUAACAUUCUCAUCAGUCUUGCUGAAGACCCGGACUCUGCUACACGCGAAGACAGGCAGCUAGCUGCAGAAUAUCUGCUGUCUGCAUACACUCCGCAUGAAAGUGAAAGGCUCGCUGCUCUGUUCGAGAAGGCCGGAUUCUAUCGAAUAUUGCGCUCCUGGUACCGACAGGAGCGUCAGUGGACUCCCUUGCUCAAGACGUAUCUCCAUGAUCCCGACCUAUCUCGUUCCGAUCUUUCCCCUUACAUCAGCGACGUCUUGGUCAUGGUAGAACGUGCACAUAAAGGAACACUACCGACUGAGGUGGCGAACACGGUGGUUAGGUCAUUACCCUCGUUGCUCAGCAGCAGCGUAAUGAACACGGCUGCCCUGCUUGAUCAGCAUCUACCCACAAUGCAUGAAAGCGCGUUUGCCCUCUUGGAUUCUCGAAGCGAAGAAGAUCGCCAUGCCUACUUGCAGUAUCUUCUUGGUCCACCAACGGAGGGCGAGAGUUGCUGUUUCGUCCCGUUUCGCAGGGGUGGACCGUCACCUCAUGUACCCCCCGCUCUCCGGCAAAUAUACAUUUCCUUGUGCUGUCAUCUUGACCCCUCGAGCGUCAUUCCUGCUAUUCGCUAUCUCCCGUCAAAUUUCGUUGACGUUACGACCGUCGUCCAAAUAUGCGAGGAACACGAAGUGUAUGACGCAGCUGUCUGGAUGUUGAGCCAUAGUGGUGAUGCCAUGGCUGCUCUGGCCAAAGCUGAGGCGUAUGAAUCCAGUCUGUCAGCUAGGCUUGGUGAUGCAUUGUCGCAACCACAUCCUGGUUCGGAAUCUACCGUCACCUCGACAUUAUCCAUGAUACAAGCUAUUGGCGAGGCUGCAAUUGCUAUGUGCCUUGAACAAUUGCAAAAGUCAGUCAUCCCAGUGGAAGAAGUAUGGUUCCAGCUUCUCCGAUGUCAAAUCGAUGCUGUUCAACGCGUCGCCAGCGUCUGUUCAUCUGGGUUCCCCGACGCACAUCAGGACAAUUCAGAGAACAGAGAAUUUCUCGAGCUUCAACAGCGUACCAUCUCUAGUCUGCGCUCACUAGUGCAGCAGUCGUUUAGCUCUUUGAUGUCGAUCAACUCUGCAAAAGAAGUGUCACUCCCGCGUUUGUUCAAGCGGCUUAUCACUUCUGCAUCACAGAGCAACGUGGCUAAGCCUGCCCUAUACGCGGAGUUCAGAACGCUGUUUACCGGGAUGUUGGACACCUAUCGCUCAGACACAGACAUGCUAGUCAUUACCAAACAUCUCGUUGACGAUGAUCUGUUCGCGACGAUUGAAAUGCUAGCGCAGCAACGCGCCCGAGGAUGGCCAGCCCUUCAAGGGAUUUGUCGUUCAUGCGGAAAGCCCUUCCUUGACACAGUAAGUACACCAGAAAAUAAUACAGGAUCGAGCGAUGGAGUUCCCAUCAUUGUAUCACGGACAGGCGAGAUAUACCACAGUACCUGUGCAACAGCUGAGCAUCCUAAUACCAUUAGCGUACAUUAG